UUCAUACGUGUUUUGUCAAAUUUAGUUUAUUGUAGUCUGUAGUAUUUAGUUUAUUAUUGUGAGAUCAUAUGGGCUUGGCUUGAUAUAUUCAUUGAUAAAAUUCUGUAGUGAACUAUGAAAACUUCACGAAAAACAUGAUGGUUGAAGUUAUCGUAGAAUUCGACUAUAUUGCGAAUGAACCAGAUGAACUCACUAUCAAGAAAGGUGACAUAAUAAAAGAUGUAGUAAAGAAAAAAGGAGGAUGGUGGGAAGGUGUAUUGAAUCAAAAAAAAGGGAUGUUUCCUGACAAUUUUGUUCGUCCUCUUGAGAAAGAUUCAUCAGUUUCAUUGCGAAACAAGAAAGAUGUUUUACGAAUACGACAGUGUAGAGUAGUUUUUUCGUAUAAUCAGGAUCAUGAAGAUGAAUUGAACUUAAAGGUAGGCGACAUAAUUGAUAUAAUUGGAGAGGAAGAAGAAGGUUGGUGGAAAGGAAGUCUCAACGGAAAACAGGGUGUUUUUCCAUCAAAUUUUGUGGAAGAGAUUCCUUGGCAACCUCAUGCUUCUAGUAGAGAAGUGUCUCUUGCUACCGAGUUAGAUUUGAAAGCUCCAACUCUACCUGCCAAACCAGUGAAACAAUUGUGUGAAGCCAAAUUUCCCUAUAAAGCUCAGAACGAAGAUGAGCUCUCCUUUAAAGAAGGCGACAUCAUAGUAUUGAUAAAUAAAGAUAGUCAGGACCCAGGGUGGUGGCAAGGAGAAUUAAAUGGAAAAAUUGGAGUAUUUCCUGAUAAUUUUGUGAUUCCUAUUUCCAGUGCUGAAGACAGAAGUAAUAUUAGGGACGAUAAUAAAUCAUCUAGAAUAGUUACUGAAAAAGGUGCCAUCAAACCAAGUUCCAUAGCGUCUCAAAGAAAAUCACUAGAAAUAAAAAAUGAUAAAAAAUCAGAAGUGAAAAAUGAUAAAAAAUCAGAAGCAAAAAAUGAUAAGGUCAACCUUGAUCCUAGCCCAACAUCUAACAAGAGCCCACCGAUUCCUGGUAAAAAACCUUCUAUAUCUCUCAAGAAGUCUCCUUCAGGGACCAGCCCUGGAUUGUUUUCUGAAAUCAAAAAGAAAUUGGUCGAUGUUGUUGAUGGUGCAACAAGUAGUAAAAACUCACCUCCAAAGACUGAACAGCUAGAAACUAAAGACAACAGCUCGGAAAAUGCUUUCGACCAAGUGGAGAGGAGACCCUUGUUGACUGAUGUGAGAGCUACAAGAGUGAAAGCUCCUGGUCGAAGGCUACCAACAACUGUCCACAAGGAUGAUGAAGAUCAUUCAAUACCUAACGGCAAUGUUGAUCACUUCAUUGAUUCCUCUGAAGUAUCUCUUGGUCUUCACGUUUCAGAAACUGAUGGUGAAAAACCACGUUUGAGAGAAUGGGAGAAACACAAGGCUCCGUGGUUAGAAGAAAUGAAGCUGAACCAAGCCAAGAGAACCUCAAUAUCUCCUGGACCAGAAAAUAAACCUGGCAAAUUGGCACCAAUGACUGAGAGGAGUAUUGAUGUUGAAGACCUGAAGCCAAAUAAAUUAUCUCCACUUGAGAAAGAGGUGGAUAUGUCCAAAUCCAUGCCAUCUCUGGAAUUAUCAAAAUCGCUCAACUCCAAGUUGAAAACUUCGCCAAGUGAAUUGGAGAAAGUACCUUUGAUAAAAUCUAAACCUGCCAUUUCCACUGUUAUAACACACCGACAGAGCGCCAUUAAUAAUAAUAUUAAAGAAUUACCUCCAGCACCUAACAGACAUACCAUAAGUAUGCCCAGCAUGAUAGCAAAAGAUAAUACAACUGUUAAGCCUCCAGCUCCUUCACCUCCCAAAGUAUCGCCCGUUACUUCUGUAGCAAGCAAAAGUCCAGUAUCAUCAGAGAAGAUAGAAUUAGUCAAACCAAAUACAGAUAUUCAGGAAAAUAUAACUAGUGCUCAAUAUAUAGGCAUAUUGGAAAGGUUACAAAAGUUGGAAAUUUUGGUGGAAAAACAAAAUCAAACCAUAGAGGAGCUCAAAAAUAAACUGCAAUUAGAAACAGACAUGAGAAUGUUACUGCAGGAAAAAGUUAUGCAGAAUGUACAGGUUUGAGUUGAAUUGUUAUGUUUUGUUUCGAUGGCUGUCAAUAUCCUGAUUUAAUGUUCAGGUGUGUUUUAAAUAAUUCCGUUAGUAAUUCUUCAGAAAACUUCGUUAGUUUCUGAUUGAAUUAAGGUUGUGUGAUUUUUUUAGAAUGAGCGGAAUACAUUAUCAAAUUGUUUAGUUUAGUGGUACAUCAUCAUGCCACCUUCGUAUAUUUCAAAUAUUUAUUCACACAAUUUAAGUGGACCCAUUUAUUCAUUGUAUCAUUUUAUAUCCUGCAUUUGCCAUACUAUAAUUUAUGUAAGUAGUAAUUUAUUAUACAUUGUUCUCUGAUUGUUGGAAGUGUCAUCCCAAUUUUUUAAAUACAUAAUACUGAAAUUAAUUUCGAAUUUACAUAUAUUUUAAAUGAAAAACGGUAGAUUAUACAAAAAAUUUUAGUUCAACCUUACCAAAUUCAAAUCGACCAGAACUAUUCUUUGACAGUUGAUAUCUUUGAUACUCUCCAAAUGUAAUAUUUCAAUUUGUUAUUUUUUGAUUAUGGAAAAAUUAAAUCAAGACAUUAACAAAGAUAAAUCAAUGCGUCAACAAUGUUUUAAAACACUUCCUUAUUUGGAGUGAUAAAGUUACAGAAAAAUUGUUAUAGGUGAAGGUGCUGAAUAGAAGUCAGUGAAAAAUUUAAUGUAUUGCGAACAUUUCACAAACUAACAGUCAUAUUUAUUAAGAGUAUCUAGAUGUUUUGAAUAGUAAUUCCAAAUUGGAAUUAAAAUGAGAAUAGCUGGUCAACUUAUUUGAAUCUGGUAUAUUGUCGAACAAAUUAUCAGAAAACCUUCAGAAUAUUAUGACAGUUUCAAUAAUAUUCAAUUUGAUUUCAAGUCCCAUACCCAAAACAGGAUAUAUUACUUAAAUUUUUGUCUUUUUCUUUGUUUUUUAAGAGUAACAUAAACUUUAUCGAUAUGUAAACGUAUUUUAAUAUUACUUAUUAUAACAUGAUUUAUCAUUACUAUAUCAUAUUUGAAGGCAGCUUUGUUUUAUACAUUCGUAUAUAAUUUGGUUUCACCCACAUUCUAUCAGGAGUAUAUAUGGCAAUCAGUUUUGUAAAAAGUAGCCACACUAAGUAAGCAUUUAUUUAUAUGCCACUGUAAAAUUUUGUACAUUUUUAUCAUAGCUAUUGCUAUUUUAUAGAAGCUUUUUUACCAUUUAAGCCUAAUCUUUUAAUUUGUAAUUAAUGAAAAGUAUUAUGCAGUAUUGUUUAAUGGUUAUUUUUAUUAAGGAAAAUUGUAAAAAAAAAUUACGAAAAAGUGCUCAGCAAUUUGACAAUUUUAUUGAAUUGGAAAUCAACUUUCCCAGAAAUAUGUGUUGCAUUCAACUAUUACUCCAUUUUGGUGUCAUUUCAUUUCACUCAGUAAUUAACAGUGAAUAUUGACGAUAGUUGGAAUGUAGUUCAAAUGUAGCACUCAUCUCUGGAAAUUGCUUAACUAAUUUCUUCUAAAAAUUAUACAUAUUCUGAAUAAAUUGGAUUACAUUUCUUGUGAAAGUUCAAGAGGUUAAGGUCAUCAAUGGGAAUCACUUUACAAAUCCUAGACAUUUAAAGUAUAAUUUGAAAGAAAAUAUUAAAUUAUCUAAACUGUUCAGGUCAUCUCCUUAUGACGCCAUCUUGGUAGGUGAAACUUUCUGAAAAAAUGUUGCAUUUUUUCACUAGAAAAACACUCAGCAUUUUCCCUAAUUUUCUCAUUUUUGUUGUCACGAUAUCAAUAUCUAAUGGCUAAUAUUUUGCGAAUAGAUAUGACUUGUUUAUAGUAGCUUAAAUGGUAGUGAAAACCAGCGGCUUAUAGGCGAAAUUUGCAUAUAAAAAAUUUCAAUUUCAAGUAUACUAUAUUCAUUUAAGAGAUCAUUUUUUGAAUGAUCCAAUUCAAUGUAAGACUUUUCGCUUUUCAAAAGAUGGGAGUUGUUAUUGAAAAUAUUUGGAAAUUUUUAUUAUUAGAAGGAAUCGUUUCGUCAUAGAAGCCAUGAAAAAUAAUAUGUAGGGCUAGUCGACCCACAGUUAUUUUAGCUGAAAAACUAUUUAGUCAACACUUGACUGGAAUCAUGCAAUGGAAUCUUGCCUGGGUAUCAAAGAAUCAGUAUUUAUUUUUAUAUCUAAGUUGCAAAUAAUUACUAUAGAAAUAGAUUCAAUUGAUAUCCUGUUGGUAAAUUCAUUCACGAAGUUACUGCUAUUUUAUAUGAUGGUUCAGCUCAUGCUCUGGUAUGCCAUUUUGAAUGCAGGUUCCAAUGCUCUACUCCGGUACUUAAAGGACGACUUGUAUGGAUCGCUCUAAACGAGUAUGUCAUAUGAAUUGCUCAAUGUUAUCAAUGCAUAAUAUCAUGUGACCAUUCAAAAUAAGUUCAUAGAUUACGUCAACAAAAAAAUAUUUUAGAGACUCACCAAAUAACUGACAAGUUUGUCGAGAAUUGAACCUAAUCAGUCUUUCUAAAAGAAGAGGUAUCACUUACACCAGAUUCACCAUCAAAAUUCUGAAUGUAUUGACCAUACCAUUUCAAUUAAAGAUCUGAUUCAAUAUAAUACUCCACAAUAUCCUAUCCGAUAAUAUCAAUUGUUUAAUACAUCUUUAACAAACACAAAUUACUUCAUGUAUUUACCUCUGCAUCUUUGUCUGAAAAGUUAUAACUGUAUUUCAAAUAUUAUAGACAUUGAUAUUUUUUCUAAUUCCUUGACCACCUUCGUGUUGAAACUAAAGAAACAUGUUUUCUCCUAAUUUAAUUCGGAUGUGUAAUUUGUGCCAUACUUUGACCACUGCUUGCAAUAUCUAUUUUCUUAGAAUAGCAUUUACAAUUUAUAUGUGAAUACUGUCUUUGGGUUUGUCCCAUUUGUAUUCCUAUACAACUAAAUAAAUGAAUAAAUUAUUUGCUCACCCAAGUCUCAACGUUUGAGAGUUGCUAUUCAAAGGGAGUUGAACUUGAGCAUUGAAAAAACAUUUUAGGUUCACAAACCUAUUUUCAACAUUGAAAAUGGCAUGUUGAUAAAUCAACCCGUUUAUGUGAUAGAAUAUGUACUUAAUUCAAAAAAAUGCUUCCUUUGCCCUUUUUCAAAAAAUUCUGAGCCGAUAACUUGAAAAUUUGUAAGUAAUAGUUGUUACUUACAAACCAAUUAAGUUUAAAAAAACACCAACUCUCAGUUUUAGACAAAUAUGAAAGAACCAUAUCGACUCUAUUUCAAAAGUUGUAAGGGUGCAUGAAUUUUUUUAAUGUUCUCCUAGAACUUGAUGUUCUUUGAAAUAAUUUUUUAUAAUAUAAAAUUUUGUACUUAAAAAAUCUAUAAAUGAGUUAUUGGUGCAAACCAAUAGUGUUCCAACCAAUGUGUCGAUACUGGAUUUGAUUUUUUAAAGUACUUUUUCAAAAUCGUAAUCUCUCUAGAUCCUGUACAGAUCCUGAAAGCUCUUGAGUCUGUAAAGUAGAAUUUUGGAAAUCACAAGUUUUACCACCAAAUAAAAACUGAAUAAUUCUUUUAUGGUUGAUUACCAAUUAUGCGAAUGUACUAUGGCCAAAUCUUCACCAGACAGGAAUGACACCUCAAUAUACUAUAAAUAGAUACUUAUUAUAGAUAAACUGUUUUUGAUCCUAAUUUAUUCAGUUUUGUGUGAUUUUGAAGAAACUAUCUGAUUAUUGAGUAUUAUUAAAGAGGUGAUAGCUAUGCUUUUUCUAUAAAAAAAACAUGUAAAUUUUGAAUUGUAUAUUUUCUAUAUGAAACUGUAAUUAAUACAUUAACCAAGAUUUAUUUUAUUGAAAGCAAUUGUAACAUUCCAUUUUAGUGAUGGUUGAGUUUGUCAUGGAUUGUAUAUGGCUACUUAAUUUUGUUGGUAAACUGAAAUAAUAAACUAUAUAUUGUAAUUUAUGGAAUGUUGUAUUAUACUUUCCAUGAUGAACCUUUAUUUUAAAGCAAAGAAUUAUUGUACUUAGGCAUAUUUGUUGACUUAAUAAAUUAUGAAACCAAAAUUGAACCAUA
This is a messenger RNA of Leptinotarsa decemlineata (Colorado potato beetle), 6066 nucleotides long. It is a transcript of the gene cindr, whose product is annotated as CIN85 and CD2AP related. Gene Ontology annotation, molecular function: protein binding. Gene Ontology annotation, biological process: actin filament organization; cell migration. NCBI's taxonomy places the organism in Eukaryota, Metazoa, Arthropoda, Insecta, Coleoptera, Chrysomelidae. The record is from RefSeq and is a predicted model, not a curated record.